Psammomys obesus (fat sand rat) is the source of this 2916-nucleotide messenger RNA. RefSeq names its product guanylate-binding protein 2. Gene Ontology annotation, biological process: defense response to protozoan; defense response to Gram-positive bacterium. Gene Ontology annotation, molecular function: GTPase activity; GTP binding. The coding region runs from base 667 to 2436 and encodes 589 amino acids. NCBI's taxonomy places the organism in Eukaryota, Metazoa, Chordata, Mammalia, Rodentia, Muridae. The record is from RefSeq and is a predicted model, not a curated record. The transcript is spliced from 11 exons.
UCCCUCUCUGUGUGUCUGCCCCCUCUCUCCAUCCCUCCUCUCUCUCUGUUUCUUCUAACCCUAACAUUUUUUUUCUUUCCAUCUUUAUUCUUUCACAGUAUAGAGAAAUGUUUUUUAAAUGAAUUCGUGUCUGUCUCUGAAUUGCCCAAUCUUUUGGUAUCAUUGUGCAACUCAGUGGAGCUGGCAACUUCACAAAACAAACGCUAAUGGACAAAAAAGGACAGAAACGUAACAGGGAGUGAUUUCAAAACCAUGCCCUCUUCAGUCAGUGCAUUACAUUGAAAUUUUAAACACAAAAACUGUGGAGUAAAACUGCAUCAUUUAUCAAUCUCUGCUUGAGAAAUCUCCCUGGCCUUCCCAUUAGCACACCCCUCACUCUGAGUAAUUUCCCUGGUCUGCUUUACUUUCACUUUCAUCUUCCUAAACAUUGCUCUUUUGCUGAGCAAACUCCUCCUAAAGUCUCAGGAAACUCUCAACAUCUAGGUUCUUGCUGGUACUUACCACAGCGCCUGUGAGAGGGGACAGAGCUCUCAGCAGCCAGACUGCCGCAAAGCUCACAGGCAUUCAGCGUUUCACACAGGAGCUUUCCUCACCACACUAAAGGCUUUUGCUUCAGAAAGUGUGGUCCGACCUAUCUUCUCCUUGGAGACAAAAGAAGGCCUGAAGAUGGCCCGAGAGAUCCACAUGUCGGAACCCAUGUGCCUCAUUGAGAACACUGAGGCUCAGCUAGUGGUCAACCAGGAGGCUCUGAAGAUCCUGAAAGCCAUCCAGCAGCCUGUGGUGGUGGUGGCGAUCGUGGGCCUCUACCGCACAGGAAAAUCAUACUUGAUGAACAAGCUGGCUGGGAAGAAAACAGGCUUCUCUCUGGGUUCCACAGUGCAAUCUCAUACCAAGGGGAUCUGGAUGUGGUGUGUGCCUCAUCCUAAGAAGGCAGGGCAAACCCUAGUUCUGCUGGACACUGAGGGCCUUGAAGAUGUUGAGAAGGGAGACAACCAGAAUGACAGCUGGAUCUUCGCCCUGGCAGUCCUCCUCAGCAGCACCUUCAUCUACAACAGCAUAGGAACCAUCAACCAGCAGGCCAUGGACCAGCUGCACUACGUGACAGAGCUGACUGAUCUAAUCAAAUCAAAGUCAUCACCUGAGCAGAGUGGCGUAGACGACGCUGCUGAGUUUGUGGGCUUCUUUCCAGUCUUUGUGUGGGCUCUGAGAGAUUUCUCCCUGGAGCUGGAAGCUAAUGGAAAACCUAUCACUGCUGAUGAGUACCUGGAGAAUUCGCUGACCCUGAAAAAAGGAGAUGAUAAGAAAACUAAAAGCUUUAAUGAGCCUCGACUCUGCAUCAGGAAGUUCUUCCCAAAGAGGAAGUGCUUCAUCUUUGACAGGCCUGCUCCGAGGAAAUACCUUUCCAAACUCGAGACGAUGAGGGAGGAGGACCUGAGUGGCGAAUUUGUAGAACAAAUUGCAGAAUUCACUUCAUACAUCUUCAGCUAUUCUAGUGUCAAGACUCUGUCUGGUGGCGUCAUAGUCAAUGGGCCACGUCUACAGAGCCUGGUGCUGACCUAUGUCAAUGCCAUCAGCAGUGGAGAACUACCCUGCAUGGAGAAUGCUGUCCUGACUUUGGCCCAGAUAGAGAACUCAGCUGCUGUGCAAAAGGCCAUUGCCUACUAUGAAGAAAAGAUGACUCAGAAGGUCCAGCUGCCCACGGAAACCCUCCAGGAGCUGCUAGAACUGCACAGGCCCAUUGAGAGUGAGGCCAUUGAGGUCUUCAUGCAGAAUUCUUUCAAGGAUGUAGACCAAAAGUUCCAGAGGGAAUUAGGGAACCUAAUAGUAGCAAAGCGAGACGCCUUUAUUCAGAAGAACAUAGACGUGUCAUCAGCUCGUUGCUCAGAUUUGCUGGAGGAUAUUUUUGGACCUCUGGAAGAAGAAGUGAAACAGGGGACAUUUUCUAGACCGGGUGGUUAUUACCUCUUCCUUCGAAAGAAACAAGAGCUGGAGAAGAAGUAUAACCAGGCUCCUGGAAAGGGGCUCCAGGCAGAAGAGAUGCUGAAAAAGUACUUACAGUCCAAGGACAAUGUGGCUGAAACUCUUCUACAGGCAGAUCAGUCACUCACGGAAGCAGCAAAGGAGGUUGAAGCGGAGCGGAUAAAGGCUGAAGCUGCUGAAGCUGCAAAUAGAGAGUUAGCAGAAAAGCAAAAGGAAUAUGAGCUGAUGAUGGAGCAGAAGGAAAAGAGUUACCAGGAGCAUGUGAGACAGCUGACGGAGAAGAUGCAGCAGGACCAGGAACAGUUAUUAGCAGAACAGGAAAGAAUCAUAGCCCUUAAACUUCAGGAACAAGAACGAUUUCUCAAGGAAGGAUUCCAGAACGAGAGCAGGAAACUUCAGCAAGAGAUUAACAGCAUCAAGCAUAGGCAAGGAGGUGGAAAAUGCACCAUACUCUGAAGGUUCGAGACCCAAACAUCUCUUCCCAGCUUCUACAUCCCAUAAUAUGCCGACUGAGCACCUUCAGGCUUUGACACAACUAUUACUAAACUCAACUCAAAAUUCCAUGUAACUCCAGUCUGUGAUCGCUGUAGAAGUGGAGGUUCAGCCAUCUAUGUUUUAUACCUCCUCCUGGCCUGUGUCAUGCCCAGACCACAAAUGUUUCUCCUUUAUAAUCUUAAGUUUUCCUCUUUCCUACAGUAGAGCUUCGGCAAUCACAGAGCAGGCAACUUUUUAACUAACUUCCAAAAUGAUUUCCUUUUCAUCUCUCUGAGGACUCUGAUGUUUUACUACAGUUCUUCAAAACCUAAACCCUAUCUCCAUUUUCCCUUUUAACUCCCUGCUGUGAUGUUAUGUCUUGAAAUCUCUCAGGAUAAAUGUCUUGGUAUAAGCUUACAGGAACACAAUAUUUUUGAAUAAAAAUUAAUAACUCACUGAAAA